This is a messenger RNA of Pipistrellus kuhlii (Kuhl's pipistrelle), 611 nucleotides long. RefSeq names its product ribosomal protein S17 (gene RPS17). NCBI's taxonomy places the organism in Eukaryota, Metazoa, Chordata, Mammalia, Chiroptera, Vespertilionidae. The transcript has 5 exons. Gene Ontology annotation, molecular function: structural constituent of ribosome. Bases 159 to 566 code for a protein of 135 amino acids. Gene Ontology annotation, cellular component: ribosome. The record is from RefSeq and is a predicted model, not a curated record. Gene Ontology annotation, biological process: translation.
CGCCUGCCGCCUGCGCUCCCACCCCGCGCCGCCAGGGGGCGUCCGGCCUCCCGCGCCGGCUCCGCGUCCAGGGAGGGCGGAAGCGGCCGUCUAGCCGGCGCCUUAUAGGCCUCUCUUGUGCUUCCUGUUUCCUCUUUCACCACCGGGGACCCGCCACCAUGGGCCGCGUUCGCACCAAGACUGUGAAGAAGGCGGCCCGGGUCAUCAUCGAGAAAUACUACACGCGCCUGGGCAACGACUUCCACACCAACAAGCGCGUGUGCGAGGAGAUCGCCAUCAUCCCCAGCAAGAAGCUCCGGAACAAGAUCGCGGGCUAUGUCACGCACCUGAUGAAGCGGAUCCAGAGGGGCCCCGUGAGAGGCAUCUCCAUCAAGCUGCAGGAGGAGGAGAGGGAGAGGAGAGACAACUACGUGCCCGAGGUCUCGGCCCUGGAUCAGGAGAUCAUUGAGGUUGAUCCUGACACAAAGGAAAUGCUGAAGCUCUUGGACUUUGGCAGUCUGUCCAACCUGCAGGUCACUCAGCCCACAGUGGGGAUGAAUUUCAAAACACCGCGUGGAGCCGUUUGAAUCUUUUGCUAUGCUGUAAUAUUCUCAAUAAACCUUGGACAACUU